Molecule: messenger RNA, 606 nt
Organism: Penicillium pulvis
Lineage: Eukaryota; Fungi; Ascomycota; Eurotiomycetes; Eurotiales; Aspergillaceae
Product: COX20 family protein
Exons: 2
Coding region: 1-606 (201 amino acids)
Biological process (GO): mitochondrial respiratory chain complex IV assembly
Cellular component (GO): mitochondrial inner membrane; mitochondrion
Source: RefSeq, a predicted model, not a curated record
AUGGCCGACGAUUCUCGAAAUUCAACCUCUGCCCAGGAGGCUGGUAGUCACCUCCCCGCGAGCAUCCCCAAUACCGAUCCCACCAAACCCAAACACGAGUUCCCUCAGUCGCAAGUCGGAAAGUUAUGGGAUGCAUUCGGCAACCCCGAAGAGCCGGUCAACAUGCUCGCCAAUGCCUCUUACAAGCCUCGUGGCAAAGAUCCCAAAGAUGUAUCCUACUCUGAAGUGGUCGGAGAUGUAUCUAUGAGUCAAAUCUCAUCAUUCUACAAAGCACCAUGUGCACGGGAGUCGUUAUUAACUGGCAUUGGCGCCGGCUUUGGAAUUGGUGGUAUUCGUGGUGUAUUUGGAGGGAUGCGCUCAUUAUGGUCUGCCGGAAACUGGGCCGUCGGAGUAUUUGCGGUCACUUCUUUGGCAGCUUAUGAGCUCUGCCGCCGUCAACGAAUCGAAGAGAUGCACGGAAUGAAGCAAGCAGUCGAGUUAAUGAAGGAAUUGAAAGAGAAGAAACAACGGGAUAAGGAAAAGGCCAUCGAGGCGGCGGCCCUGCGGACAGAGGAGGAAAAGCAAAAGAAGAGUUGGACAAACCCUUCCAACUACAAGUUCUGGUAG